This is a messenger RNA of Impatiens glandulifera, 2066 nucleotides long. RefSeq names its product aspartic proteinase 36-like. The coding region runs from base 94 to 1611 and encodes 505 amino acids. Gene Ontology annotation, molecular function: aspartic-type endopeptidase activity. NCBI's taxonomy places the organism in Eukaryota, Viridiplantae, Streptophyta, Magnoliopsida, Ericales, Balsaminaceae. The transcript has 10 exons. Gene Ontology annotation, biological process: proteolysis. The record is from RefSeq and is a predicted model, not a curated record.
AGAGAGCCGAGAAGGAAAACUAAAAUCUCAAAAAUCCAGUUGAAGAAGAAGAAGAAGGAGGAGAAGUCGACGAAGAAGAAGAAAGUCGCGGGCAUGGUCAUGAUCGCGACUCCGCCAUUCCGCUCUCCUAACCGUAUGGCAAGAUCGCCGUCCUUCUUUAUACCAUACUUCCUUUUCCUCCUCUCGAUCUCUUCUCUUUCUACUCCUAUGACCUUCCCCAAUGGUGCCGGCGGAGUAUUCAGCGUCAAAUACAAAUUUGCUGGUACGGACCAUUCCCUCAGUGCCCUAAAAGCCCACGAUGACCUCCGCAACCUCCGUAUGCUCUCCGGAGUUGACAUUCCCUUGGGAGGUACCGGCCGUCCAGAUGCCGUUGGCCUUUACUAUGCCAAGGUUGGGAUUGGAACGCCUCCAAAAGAUUAUUAUGUACAAGUAGAUACUGGAAGUGAUAUAAUGUGGGUCAAUUGCAUUCAGUGCAAUGAAUGCCCUGAAAGAGGCUACAAUGGUAUUCGACUUACCUUGUACGAUCCUCAGAGCUCUCUCACUGGAACAAUGGUUUCUUGUGACAAUCGAUUUUGUAUUGAGAUCAAUGGUGGCCGAACACCUGACUGUGUGGCUAAUGUGUCUUGUUUAUAUACCGAGGUUUAUGGAGAUGGAAGCUAUAGUAUUGGGUACUUUGUGAAGGAUAUUGUCCAAUAUGAUGGUGUAUCAGGAGAUCUGCAAACUAUGUCCGCAAACCAAAGUGUUAUAUUUGGAUGUGGUGCGAAACAAUCUGGCGAUCUAGAUUCGUCGGAAGAUGCUCUUGAUGGAAUAGUAGGUUUUGGAAAAUCAAAUUCUUCAUUGAUAUCCCAAUUAGCUUCUUCUGGGAAAGUGAAAAAGAUGUUUGCACAUUGUUUGGAUGGUGUGAAUGGUGGCGGUAUUUUUGCAAUUGGGCAUGUUGUGCAACCGAAGGUCAACACAACUCGUUUAUUACCAAACAAGCCACAUUACAAUGUCAAUAUGACAGCAAUUCAAGUUGGGCUUGAAUUCCUUAAUCUUACAACAAAUGUAUCACAAGUUGGAGACAAUAAAGAGACUAUAAUUGACAGCGGUACAACUUUGGCUUACUUCCCAGAUGCUAUAUACCAGCCAUUAGUGAAGGAGAUUCUCUCCUCGCAGCCUGAUUUAAAAUUACAAAUCCUUCAUGAGCAGUAUACAUGCUUUGAAUUCUCUGGAAUCGCUGAUGAUGCUUUUCCUGCUGUCACCUUUCAUUUUGAAAAUUCAGUCCUAUUGCAAGUGCAUCCUCAUGAGUAUCUCUUCUUCUUUGAGGGUUUAUGGUGUCUUGGCUGGCAAAGCAAUGGUGUUCAACCUAGAGAUAAACAAGACAUCAUCCUUUUGGGAGACCUAGUGCUAUCAAAUAAAUUAGUGUUGUAUGACCUGGAAAACCACAUCAUUGGAUGGACAGAGUACAACUGUUCUUCAAGCAUUCAGAUAAAAGAUGAAGUGACUGGAUCAGUGCAUCUGGUAGGAGCUCACUCUCUGCCUUCUGCUUGCGAUAUGACUGCCCAAACAGCGAUGAUUUGGUUACUAAUGGCUGGACUUGUACAUUUUAUGCUUGGUCAAACUAAAUUGUGAAAGUAGAGAACCACCACCUACUUGGGUACUGUCGAAGAAGUGCUGUAAUGAGGAAAUAUAAAUAGUACAUUGAAAUUAAGUGAUGGGUUGCCAUCAAAUCUGUGCAAAAUAUGUGGAAGUCGAAAUUUAUUGACCUUCUUCUUCUUUCUGGCAACUAGAUGCUACUAUACAUAAUGUACAAUGCUGAUUCCACUACUUUCUUGUUCUCUAUAGCUGCUGCUAUGCCCCUCUAGUUGAUUAGAUGAUGGUAUAGGAGUUGGAACACAAUUUUAAUGUCUAAAUGGUAUUCAAUGUAUAUAUAUACUCAUUGUAUAUAAUAGAAUUGGCUGUGUCAGUUGUAUGGAUUUGGAAGAUAAAGACAUUAUGAACACUAUUUAUGGUAUUUCGAAAUAGUGCUUUUAGUAAAUUUGUAGUUGUAAUUUAUUUGGUAGAAGAUUGACAAGUUGAUGUUAGUU